GAGUUUGGAAAGUCAGAAAAGAGGCUCACAGGUGUUGGGGAAUGACUACUCUUAAACUUGUUUUCUUUCUUCCUUUAAUGGCAAGAAUUUGCUACAGUCAAGAUUACUGUCGCAAUCUGCUCGUUUCUCCUCCAUUGAUUGACCACGCCCUCUUUAAUCACACCCUUCAGAAUAUAACUGACAUAUCAAAGAAGAACUGUUAUAUAAAGUGCUAUGUGAACCAAGCAUGUCGCGCCGUGAACUAUAGGAAACGAGCGAAUCUUGGGAGCUGUAAACUGCUGUCUGCCAAAGCUGGAUCUUAUCCCAAAGAUUUCCUGAAAUUCCCUGGAAUUGAUUAUUACGAAACCCAGGUUUGCGUUCCAAAUCCUUGUCCCUCGGCCAACAUGACCUGUAUUGAGUUAAGUGGGACUCCAAGAUACAGAUGUGAGUGUCCACAGGGAUACACCGGUGCCGCAUGUGAAACAGGUUAUUCCUACGUUGGAUGUUUCAAAGACACGAUUGCUCGGGCCAUCGCGUUACCUUGGAUUCAUCCAUCAACUCUAGAGGAGUGUUUUAAAGAAGUCGCUGUGAUGAGUGUUUUGCCUCACAACAUUUGCAUUGAUACACUGUAUAGUGUGAGUUAAAUUAAUGGAAGAUGAAUAGGAUCAUAACUAAAAUUGGAGGUAUCAGUUUACCUCAUUAUUAUGCAAAAUGAUAGCCAUAGCCGCGGCGAGAGAACCACGCAGAAAACGUUCUUCUGUCGGCCGAAUAAUACUCCUACCUAUGAUUUAUUGCGUUUACUGCAUGCUAAAGGAACCCGGACGCCUUGUUGUAAAAACGAAUUAGUGCGAUCGUGGCGAGAAAAUAUUUAUUUCAAGAUUUACGGCCAACGUCACUCAAACUUUCGCUCUCAUGUGUGCCCAAUCGAUCUGAGAAAGUUGGGAUUUUCGUUAGGUCCGGACGGUGUCAGCAAAAAAGGAAAUACAUCGACAGAAUCUACAAUUGUUUUUCAUCAUUUUGAUGCUUUGAACCAGCGAAUACCUCGUGGGUACCCCAUGGGUACCCCGCCAUUUAGUUUUUGUUUACAUUUUCGCAAGUUACAUGCUGUAUCAUGGAAUCUCACGUCCAGUACCUGAGAGAGUGUUUGAGGUAACUCGCAUACAUCAAAGUCGCAGAAGAAAGGUAGCCGACUAAAACAAGCGGGAAGCAGAGUUGUGGUAAACCUUUUUUGUCUUUUCUUUUCGUUUCGGUUUGGGUGCUACAGUAGCCGUUGCGAAUAAAAAUAAUCGAUGAAAUUGAAAGUGACUGGCCUAGUGAGCACAUGAGUAGGAGCUUAUUUAUAUAUGGGAUAUUUUUUCUUGAGAUACAUGACAAGUGACAUUUUCUGCAGUAUUCUACAAUAGAUCAUGUACCUAUCUUAUACCAUGCUAGAUGGCAACUUUUUUUACGUAAAUCCAGUGCAUGAUGCAAAGUUUGAGUGGAUACUGCCAAAUAAACAAAGCAAUUUCUGCCGUA
Molecule: messenger RNA, 1494 nt
Organism: Nematostella vectensis (starlet sea anemone)
Lineage: Eukaryota; Metazoa; Cnidaria; Anthozoa; Actiniaria; Edwardsiidae
Product: netrin-G2
Exons: 4
Coding region: 42-623 (193 amino acids)
Source: RefSeq, a predicted model, not a curated record